Cinclus cinclus is the source of this 2041-nucleotide messenger RNA. RefSeq names its product apoptosis inducing factor mitochondria associated 1 (gene AIFM1). Gene Ontology annotation, molecular function: FAD binding; NAD(P)H oxidase H2O2-forming activity; protein dimerization activity. The coding region runs from base 41 to 1846 and encodes 601 amino acids. Gene Ontology annotation, biological process: mitochondrial respiratory chain complex assembly; apoptotic process. The record is from RefSeq and is a predicted model, not a curated record. NCBI's taxonomy places the organism in Eukaryota, Metazoa, Chordata, Aves, Passeriformes, Cinclidae. Gene Ontology annotation, cellular component: mitochondrion; cytoplasm. The transcript has 17 exons.
CCGGCGGGACCGCGACCGAGCGACACCGGCGACCGGCGACAUGUUCCGCUACCGCGCGGGCCUGGCGCGCGCCUUGCGUCCCCCGCCGCGGGGACGCGCCCACGCGGGCCCGUUGUUGCAGCGCUGGAAUGUGCCCCCAGACCUGCAGCUGAGCAGACAAAUGGCUAGCACAGGCGUGCCUGGGCAAAAGGGCAGUAAUUCGGUUUUUGUCCUUAUUGUGGGCUUGUCCGCCCUAGGAACGGGUGCCUAUGUGUACAAAACACUGCAGGAGAGCAAAGAGCGAUACGCCAGCCGCAUGUCGAGGAUUGGCAGGCGAUCCCAGGAUGAUGAGUCUGCCUCAGGUGCUGCUCCUGAGGGCACAGCAGCUCCAGGCACUCAUGUCAAGGUCCCAUCCCACGUCCCUUUCCUGCUCAUUGGGGGAGGAACUGCUGCUUUUGCUGCUGCCAGGUCCAUCCGGGCCCGCGACCCCGGAGCGAGGGUGCUCAUUGUGUCUGAAGAUCCUGCCCUGCCCUACAUGCGUCCACCCCUUUCCAAAGAGCUGUGGUUUUCUGAUGACCCCAACGUGACAGAGACGUUGCGGUUCAAGCAGUGGAACGGCAAGGAGAGGAGUAUCUAUUUCCAGCCGCCGUCUUUCUACGUGCCUGUCCAGGACCUUUCUUCUGUGGAAAAUGGUGGGGUGGCAGUUCUGCCUGGCAAGAAGGUUGUGCACAUGGAUGUCAGAGGGAACACGGUGAAGCUCAAUGAUGGGACCCAGAUAUCCUAUGACAAAUGUCUCAUUGCCACUGGGGGAUCCCCAAGGAACCUGCCUGCCAUCGAACGAGCAGGAAAGGACGUGCAGAAAAGGCUGACCCUGUUCAGAAAGAUCGACGACUUCCGAAGGCUGGAGAAGAUUUCCAGGGAAGUCAAGUCCAUCACAAUUAUUGGUGGUGGUUUCCUCGGCAGUGAGCUGGCCUGUGCUUUGGGAAGGAGAGCACGAACCCGAGGCCUGGAGGUGAUCCAGCUGUUUCCAGAGAAGGGCAACAUGGGCAAAGUCCUGCCCGAAUACCUGAGCAAUUGGACCACGGAGAAAGUUAGGAGAGAGGGGGUCAAUGUCCUGCCCAAUGCCGUGGUCAAAUCCGUGUCAGUGUCCGGGAACCGGCUGGUGAUUAAACUGAAGGACGGCCGGAAGGUGGAGACGGAUCACAUCGUGGCUGCAGUGGGGCUGGAGCCCAACGUGGAACUGGCCAAGUCAGCAGGGCUGGAGGUGGACUCGGACUUCGGGGGGUUCCGGGUGAACGCGGAGCUGCAGGCGCGCUCCAACAUCUGGGUGGCAGGGGAUGCUGCCUGCUUUUAUGACAUCAAACUGGGCCGGAGGCGCGUGGAGCACCACGAUCACGCCGUGGUGAGCGGGAGACUGGCUGGAGAAAACAUGACAGGAGCUGCAAAGCCCUACUGGCACCAGUCCAUGUUCUGGAGUGAUCUGGGCCCCAACGUGGGGUAUGAAGCCAUUGGCCUCGUGGACAGCAGUUUGCCCACAGUGGGAGUGUUUGCCAAGGCCACAGCGAAGGACACGCCAAAAAGUGCGACAGAACAGUCAGGGACUGGAAUUCGAUCUGAGAGCGAAACGGAAGCGGAAGCCUCAGAAGUUCAGAUCUCUCAAAGCUCUUCACCAACGCCUCAAGUCCCAAAGCAAGGAGAAGAUUACGGCAAAGGUGUCAUUUUCUACCUCAGGGAUAAAGUCGUGGUGGGAAUUGUGUUAUGGAAUAUCUUCAACAGGAUGCCCAUUGCUCGGAAGAUCAUCAAAGAUGGGGAGGAGCACGAAGACCUCAAUGAAGUAGCAAAGCUCUUCAACAUCCAUGAAGACUGAACUCUGCAGAAGGAACUGCUGGAGGGAGCAGGCUGCUGGCUCUGUGCACCCCUGCACCUUGGGCAGCUUCCUGGGAGCAUUUGGGAAUAUUCCACUCACCCAAGCCCAGUGUUUGCACCAAUAAAAUCAGAUUGUUCUAGUCACCUGCUCCUUCCUGCACCACUGCCUGGCUCGUGAGGAAAGGGGAACAUGCUG